GGUUUUACAAGUGAAGACGUUUCUAAUAAACAAUAAAAAUGGUUAAUAUACUUAUCGGAUGUACUGGAAGUGUUGCUACUAUCAAGUUACCGUCGAUAAUACAACAAAUUAUAGCUUCAAAUAUUGCUUCUAGUUCUGAAAUAAGAGUAUGUUUGACAGAAUCUUCCAAACAUUUUUUAAAAAAUGAAAAUUUAGAUGAUACUAAUGUUUAUGUGGACUCAGAUGAAUGGGAGGCUUGGACUAAUAGGGGUGAUCCAGUACUACAUAUCGAACUUGCAAAAUGGGCUGACUUAUUGAUAAUUGCCCCAUUAGAUGCAAAUACUUUAGCAAAAAUGAGUAAUGGUAUUUGUGACAAUCUGUUGACUUGUGUAAUACGGGCUUGGGAUAUUAUGAAACCACUAAUUUUUUGUCCUGCUAUGAAUACCAAAAUGUAUGAACAUCCAUUAACGUCACAACAAAUUACCAUUCUCAAAUCUUUCGGGUAUCUAGAAGUUCCUGUUGUCUCAAAGAAACUAAUGUGUGGAGAUGUCGGUCCAGGCGCCAUGGCAGAAGUAGAAACAAUUGUAGAAUAUAUUAAAAAUAUUAUUGAAAAAGAUAGUGAAUCUACUGAUUGUAACAGAAUUUAAUUUAUUGGGUUUAAUAAAGAUUUUAUUAAAAAAAUAAA
Diorhabda sublineata is the source of this 664-nucleotide messenger RNA. Its product is annotated as phosphopantothenoylcysteine decarboxylase. Gene Ontology annotation, cellular component: phosphopantothenoylcysteine decarboxylase complex. Lineage: Eukaryota; Metazoa; Arthropoda; Insecta; Coleoptera; Chrysomelidae. The transcript has 3 exons. Gene Ontology annotation, molecular function: FMN binding; phosphopantothenoylcysteine decarboxylase activity. Gene Ontology annotation, biological process: coenzyme A biosynthetic process. The record is from RefSeq and is a predicted model, not a curated record. The coding region runs from base 39 to 626 and encodes 195 amino acids.